AUGCAUGCCUAAACAGUCCCUCGACCUGAAGAAAUUGUGCUAUGUGAUAAUGACUUAAACAUACAAAGAUAACUAAGAUAAUGCGCUAAUGCCUAUCAAUUUACUCCAAAAGGUAACAAAUCUAGGCUUUAUCUUAAAUUAUAGGAAACUCUGGUUAAAGAACCAACAAGAAGAGCAGAUGCAAUUAAAGUUCUUGGAGAUCUAAGCUAGAAUGAAGUGUAUCCUAUCAUUUUCGAGAUUGUCAAAAAGGGAAUGUUAGAUCCAAAUCCAUAUGUCAGAAAAGUCUCCUACAUCAGCUUGAUUAAAUUAUCAUAAUAAACAGAGUUAUUGUACUCAGAUCAUGACGAAGACAUUUAACAGCUAAUAUCAAGAGGAAUGCAAGACUACAAUGUACUUGUAUUUACUUCGGCACUGAUAGCGGGUAGACAAGUUAUGCCUCUAAGUGAUUUUUUUAGAGUUUUACAUCCCUUUAUCAAAAGAUUAGUAGAAGUCCUUGAUGAAAUAGAUAAUUUUGUAUUGCCAAAUAUAACUUAAGUACUUGCAGAGUAUUCAUAUUACUUUCUACUAAAAUAAAAUGAUCAGCAGAUCCUGGAUGAAGUUUCAGCUUUAAAGAAGAGCAUUAAAAAAGCAAUGGAUGUUUAAUUGACUAAUGAUUCAUCUUUAUGCUUGCUAAACUUAUUUUUAUUCAUCUCUCAAGUAAAAGAUGUGGAGAUCGAUGAGUAAGAUCUCAUAUUUUCAGUCAAAAUUCUUAAAAGGGUAAUCUCAGGGUUUCAAUUCGAUCAAUUUCUAGCUUUAGAUACUCUUUAUUUGCUUAUCUUAUAAAACAGGGGAAAGGCAAUAUCAUAGAUUAAAGAUAUAACGAUUCUGUUGAAAAUAAAGGCGUCUGACAUGCAGAUUGUUGCAUAAAAGAAAAUUAAAAUACUUCAAGAAAUAUAUAUUCUGUAUGCCUCAGAAAUAUCUAUUAACGAGAUAAUCAUUCAAACUAGAUCACCUAAGAAGGAAAUAAGAUUAUCAGCUAUUCACUCAAUAGGAGAGUGUGGUAGAUUGCUAACUCUAUAGAAUGAUACUAAUUCAUUAUCCCCAAUCCAAACAUAAACAAUAGGCCUUAUUCUCUAAACAUUAAUUAAUUUAUUAAGAUAAAAAGAUGACCAAAUUAUGACGGAGACAAUAGUUGGACUCUAAAAGAUGAUAGUUAAAGGUGAUUCUGAGUAAAGUCACGCAAUCAUACUAUAUUGUGUCAAAAUCAUUGAUAAAAUUAGCUCUGGAAGGGCUAAGGCUACUAUGAUAUACCUGUUGAAGGAAUUUAUUGACAGAUUCCCUUCACUUUCAAGAGAAACCUUCAGAAGAUUGGUGGUUGGUUUCAUUAAUGAGACUGAUCAAGAUGUUAAAAUGCAGAUUAUGAAUCUAGGAUGCAAGGUCUUGCUUAAAAACAAAGAAGAGUAUAAUGUGAGAGAAAUUUUCAACUAUCUAUUGAAGGUUGCUUCGUAUGAUAAAUGCCUCAUUAUCAGAUAAAAAUCAAGACUAUUGUAGUAGCUUUUCGAUUAAGAUAACAACUUUGAAUUGGAGGAAUUAUUCAAAAGUGAGGAGAGGAACAUUAAUUAUUAAAUCGAGAAUGAUAGCCUGGCUUAAUUAAAAAAUGCCUCAAAUCUUCACUACUUAAAUGUAGGAACAUUUUAGCAAGUCCUGUCAGCUUAAGACAUUAGUUAAAUCUCAUAAUUUGAGGAUUUGUAGCUCAAUUAGGAUUAAAUUAUGGAUGCGCUAAGAUUAAGAUAAAAUAGGACUCAGAUUAUUUCACCACAUGAUUCAGCUGGCACUAACUCGACUAUCAGUGACUCUCCAAUUAGAAUCAAGUAGCAGACAGUUUAAGCGAUGAGUAGUGAGUAAUAUAAAAGUUUGGACCAAGCCAUGAAAAACAAUUAGACAUAGGAUUUCAAAAAGUCUCACUUUACUGUAAAAGAUAAGGACAUUUUGAAAAAAGACUAUGAAGAUUUCUUUAGCUAAGAUGAUACUCUAAAUGUUCCCUAAAAACUUAAUACAAAAAAGAAUUCUGCUAAUGAAUCACCUGGUAAGCAAGAAAAUUCUAAGAAAGUUACUAAAAAGGCUGUGAAUGAUGAUGACUACGAAUAUUAUGAUGAGGAUGGUGAAGGAGAUUAGACUGGUAAAUAAUGA
Molecule: messenger RNA, 2169 nt
Organism: Stylonychia lemnae
Lineage: Eukaryota; Ciliophora; Spirotrichea; Sporadotrichida; Oxytrichidae
Source: the annotation of a GenBank genome assembly